Molecule: messenger RNA, 570 nt
Organism: Psylliodes chrysocephalus
Lineage: Eukaryota; Metazoa; Arthropoda; Insecta; Coleoptera; Chrysomelidae
Source: the annotation of a GenBank genome assembly
AUGAGAGGACGUCCAAUAGUUCCUUUUGAAGAGAGCAAUGAGCUAACUAAGCGCAAAAAAACAGAAGACCUGCGAAAAAAUAAAUCUAUUGCAGAGCUAAGUUUCGCCACACAGAUGAGUUUAAGGGUAUCAGGAAAUACAGAGGCUUCCAAAUUAUUAAAAGAUAUAACUUCAACAUCUCCGAAACGGGCGAGCAAAUAUGGAAAAGCCUAUAAAACUUUAAUUGAGAAAGAGCCUCGUAAGAUGUCUGGUGAAGAUGCCCUGGCUUUACUAGUAGACGCUAAGUUGUCUAGGCACCAAUAUAGCUUGAUAAGACAGUCUAAUCCGGAAAGAUUUCCUUCAUAUAAAAUAUUACAAGCUGAGAAAAAAAAAUGUUACCCAAAUAAUAUUAAAGUGAGACCUUUCGGAAACCCAUUGUUGACAAGUAAGAGAAAGGAACCUAAAAAGAAACUGAAAAACAUACCAAAAGAUGCUUUAGAUCUGUUAGUGCCUCCCACAGCCACAGAGUAUCAAUGUAAUGAAGACGAUGACGACGAUGACUCAUUUCUUACUGAUUCUGAUGACAGUUAA